Messenger RNA from Peronospora matthiolae, 2007 nucleotides. The record is from the annotation of a GenBank genome assembly. Lineage: Eukaryota; Oomycota; Peronosporomycetes; Peronosporales; Peronosporaceae.
AUGCAAUCAGCAGAAGACGCUCUGGACUUCCUUUCGGAGAGUCAGAAACGCGGUGUCGCAGGUUUAUGUGCUUGUCUUCUACCUGCUGUCUCCGAUGGCUCGAUUGACAUAUUAUGGUCGCGAACGUACCUGAAGCUACUGGUGGAGCAUUUUUUGAGGCUUUCUAGUAGCCAAACCGAGGCCUAUUUACCCAUUUUAAUGUCGAGACAGUUGCAAUUGGCUGAAAAGAUGCACAUACCGUCACGUGGUGCAUCUCCUUUCGUAGACGACUUUGACCCCGCCCCUUUUCUGGCUCAAGUGAUGCCUAAAAAUGCCACAGACACGACUCGAUGUUCUCGAGCGUGGACGAAACUGACGACGCCCAAAAAAGACCAAUCAGAAGCAAGGAAGCAAUUGAACAAUUCGGUUACAAGUGACGCACUGGACGAGUCCCACGUGCGCUUCUUUCGACUUCAAGUAAUCAAGAGGCUGCUGGGGGUUACGAUCAAGAGCGUGGGUUACGAUGCUCGGGCCAGAACAUUGAUGAGGAGACUCGUGCUGGCAAUGGACUUGCAGUGGGCAGACGUGACCCAGGAAGAGGAGAAGAUUGGCCAGACGUUGUACGCAGAAGCUACUGCCACGCUGCUGGUUAAGAAAGAAGGAACAAAACCAAAAGGUUGGGACUGGAAACGCCAUGCGGCAAUUGGUGCAGCAUCUGUGACUGGUGGCGCUUUACUUGCAGUGACAGGAGGUCUUGCUGCUCCUGCGAUCGCGGCAAGUUUGACAGCGCUGGGAGGAGCAGGCGUGACGAUCGGCGCUGUUGUGGGGUCUGCAACCGGCGUCACAGCAACGACAGUGCUCUUUGGGACAGCUGGAGCGGGAGUGAUGGGUAUGAAGACUGAGAAAAGGACGAAAAGCGUUCAUGAUGUUGGCUUCGAUCUCGUGUCGGCAGGGCAUGGCAUGAACGUCUACAUUUGCGUGUCGGGGUGGCUGGACGAAGAUGACCCGCCGACAAACGGAUUCCGUCGAGCGUGGGGGGAUGCUAGCGAGGGCUUGAGUGCGUCGUGUGUUCAAAGAAAGCCAAAGCAGGUGGAUCAGGUGGAUCGAGUCGUGGGCCAGUGUCGAGGUCGAGAAGACGAGGUGCUUGCUGAGACGAGUGAUCCAUGUCAUGCUUCAUGUUUGUCGAGGACAGUACACACAGACACCGACGCGCGUGGUGGUAACUUAGCGAACCACAUCAGCGACCCAAAAGCUUGUUCUCCUAGUUUGAAGAGCACAGCAGCAAGCAACGCUAGUCCAUCUGCGUGGGAGCGAGGAACAAAGCUCAAUCCGCUUCAAGCAUGGCGAUGGAACGACCGUUUCCCUCAUGGUGACCAGUACUGCCUUGUCUGGGAAGAAGCAGGACUUCGACGGUUUGGUAGAUGCAUGCGUACAUUUGCAGCUGAGCAAGUUUCAGUAUAUGCGACGACAGAGAUUGUCAAAUACACUGCGCUGGCAGCAUUGUUUGCAGCCGUGGCGAUUCCACGGGCGAUAUUUCGACUGGCUGAUAUCAUUGACAAUAGUUGGACAGUAACUAUGAACGCUGCAGACAGCUCUGGUAAAUUGCUAGCGGAUGCGCUGCGUAAGCGCGAGCAAGGUUUGCGUCCUGUUACACUGGUUGGAUAUGGCAUGGGUGCUAGGCUGAUUUUUUCCUGCUUGAAAGAACUGGCAAAUGAAGAUAUGGUUAACGAAUCGUGUGGGAUUGUAGAGAACGCUGUCUUGCUUGGAUCGCCUCUUCAUAUGGCACGCAACGAAUGGAUGAGCGCUCGUCGCGUAGUCUCCGGAAGGCUAAUUAAUGGGUACUCGGAAAAGGAUUGGAUGCUGGGUCUCAUGUACCGCUACCAGGGAUGGGCUCUGAAUUCGGCGGGCAUUGCGCCUCUCGAUAUCGCUGGUAUCGAAAAUGUGAAUUUGUCAGAGAUCAUUGGAGGACAUCUGGAGUACAAGAGCAAAAUUGGCGUCAUACUGGAUCUGCUGAAGCUGGAAGACUGA